GCCUAGGUGGCACGAAACCCACAGGAUUUCGGUCCUUCGCGUUUGCCCUUUGGUCAGGAUCCAGCUUGCUUGCCGGUGUCUACAUCUGUACCGCCAAGUUCGGUAGAGUGUUUGGGGUCAUCUCCGUCUGGAGAACACGCCCGGUCCCACCUUCCUCCGCAAUUUCGUUUGGCGCGCCGGAUCUUGCUGGUGGUAUACUGAUGUACUUUACUGGUGGUCUACAAAAAAACGGACCGGAACGGCGUCAUCCGCUGUAAGGAUGUCAACUACUGGUGGUGCUAUUGAUGCUGGCGCUGUUGCUCCAAGGGGUGGUGCUCCUACGGCCGGGCUUGACCUCCCCGACAGCGAGUCAGAUGCAUUCCCCACUCGUUUGGUGAUCAUCCUGGCGCUGGCAAUGACGGUCCAUUCGUAUGCUUUGGUCUCUCUCUUUCCGUACGUCGGGAUGAUGGUGAGCGAUCUGCUGAGCUUGGAAACUCUCAACGAAGCAGGUUUUUACGCCGGGUACGUGGCGAGUGCUUUCACCUUCGGCCGAUUCUUGAGCGGCUACGCUUGGGGGCACGUUACAGAUUCUGCCGGGAGGAAGCCAGUCAUCGUCCUCGGGUUGAUGUCAAUAAUAAUCUUUUCGUUGACUUUCGGGCUGUCCACUUCCUACGCCUGGGCCGUUUCCUCUAGGUUGAUUCUCGGGCUGACCAACGGCAUCAUGGCCGCCCUCCGGGUUUCACUGAACGAGGUCUGCGGGCCGAAGCAUGUAUUGGUGGGGAUGAACUACCUCAACAGUUGUAGGGCCAUUAGCAUGGUUGUGGGCACAGGAGUCGGGGGAGUUCUGGCUCAGCCUGCGGUUCACUAUCCCAGCCUAUUUUCGGCUACGGGCCUUUUCGGCAGAUGGGCGAAGAAUCCGAAACGCCGCCGCCUGCGCUUGAUGUUCUUUCCUCGCUCAAGGUAUCCGUUCCUGCUGCCAAACCUCGUGGGAGCGUCUUGCGCGCUCGUUAUCAUGGUCCUUGUGAUAAUUUACCUCCCGGAGACGAAGGAUUACGCGACCAUCGCGGCACAACGUGCUUUUCUGCAGCAGCAGCAGCAGCAGCCGCAGCAAGCGCAGCAGCAGCAUACCAGCGACGGCGUCAGUAACGGCUGCAGCGAGGCCAUGGCGAACGGAGCUGAUAACAACCGCGCCAGUCGUGACGAGCCACCACCCAGCAGCCCUACCGGCGCGUCCGACGUCGACGACAAAGGGGAGGAAGAAGAGAUUGGGAUAUUCGGUCGUCACGGACUUCUGGCCACCCCGCACGUCAAGACUCUUCUCACCCUUGGAUGUGUGGUGAUGGCUCUGCAGAUCGGCUUUGACGAAGCGUAUCCUCUUUUCGCGCUCAGUACUCCUGACGUGGGAGGACUUGGCUGGAACACCUUGCAGAUCGGGAAGGUCUUGGUCAUGACAGGCCUCUUCAUGGCCUGCUUCCAGCUGCUACUUCUCCCACCCUUAAUCAAGGUGGUGGGUAUCACAAAAUGGCAGCGCGUCGGAUUCUGUGUGGGAGCGCUUGCAUUCAUCGCCAUCCCUUCAGUGAGGUCACUCAGCUGGAACUACCCCUCCCUCUUCUCGGCAUCGGUGGCGGUCAACACUUUCGCCUCGUGCGGUCUAGCUGCGGUAGCCUUGACGAUGUCGGUUGGGUCGACCACGCUUGUCCCUUCAAGGAUGCGCGGGAAGCUAGGCGGGCUCUACAACAUGGCUGAGAGCCUGGGCCGAUUUUUGGGGCCGGCGGGGUUCGCCAUCUCGUAUGCAUGGUCGGUUUCCCCUUCCAGCUCUGCUGCAGGUGUCGAUUGGGUGAAUUUCCGCUUUGUGUUCUGGGCAUCGGCGGUGCUCCUGGCUAUGUGUGCGGUGCUAGCAUGGUCGACGCUAACUGCCGAGAAUCUGAUGCAGGGAGAAGUUGAGGACGCUGUCAGCGCUUCGAUUACUCCUCAAUCUUCAGGUUCUUCGCCGCGACUUGGACUUGGAACGGGUUUUUUCCGCAAUAAGAAUGAGCAGCCUGACGCUGGCCUCCACAUGGAAGACUCUUUGUUGCCAAGAGUAGAAAUAGUGAAACGAGAGACGGACAUGGUUUGAGCCAGCCAAAGUAUUUUUAGACCGAGGUUUGCGCACGGGCGUGUUCAGAACGGACAGUACCGAAAUAUUGAUUAGAUGCGUGUUGAGCGAUUGCUCGUAUUCAACAGGAGGCAGUGCGCAGUGGCACCAGAUUUGCUUUACAUGUUCAUGCCGCUUGAUCGGGCUUUCCAUGAUAGAUGGCUUGGCCAUGGUGAAUCAUUAAACAAUUUUCGAUGGGUUCGUUGAUUUUUUCGGAACCUUAGGAUCUGCAUCUGUGGUUGGGUAUGAGUGAAUCGCACUUGGUUCUGUAGGCAAAUCGUGAGUGCACUUGAGGCAAGCACCGCUUCUGAUCCUUUUCACGUUGCACGCGAGGGAAAGAACCAUUGCAGUAUCUCGAAAGUAGUCUACACUCGUUCAUGCCGUGGGCGAUAUCGGCGAUCGAGUUUGUACGCUAUUCAUGCAGUUGGUCUAACACCAUGAUGAGGCAAACACCGCCGUACUGGCAUACGCCUCUCGGUGGGUGGUGAUGAUGGUUCUCCUUCGUCGA
This is a messenger RNA of Ectocarpus sp. CCAP 1310/34, 2621 nucleotides long. The record is from the annotation of a GenBank genome assembly. NCBI's taxonomy places the organism in Eukaryota, Phaeophyceae, Ectocarpales, Ectocarpaceae.